Molecule: messenger RNA, 699 nt
Organism: Vicia villosa (hairy vetch)
Lineage: Eukaryota; Viridiplantae; Streptophyta; Magnoliopsida; Fabales; Fabaceae
Exons: 1
Coding region: 1-699 (232 amino acids)
Source: RefSeq, a predicted model, not a curated record
AUGAGUAUUUUCUUACUUCCUUCCUCCUUGAUUGAUGAAAUUGAAAAAAUGCUGAAUUCGUUCUGGUGGGGUCAUACAAGAGAUAAUUCAAAAGGUAUUCAUUGGUUAUCGUGGGACAAGCUGUCUAUGCCUAAGAAAGUUGGUGGUAUGGGUUUCAAAAAUCUAAGUGCUUUCAAGUAUGCCAUGUUAAGCAAACAAGCUUGGAGCCUUAUGAUUAAGCCUAACACUAUGGUUUCGCGCCUUUACAAGGCUAGAUACUUUCCCAAUUGCGAUUUUCUAAAAUUAGAGAUUGGACAUAAUCCGAGUUAUGUUUGGCGUAGUAUUUGGAGUGCUAAAUUUGUGGUGAGAGGAGGUUACAAGUGGCGUAUUGUUACGGGCGAGUGCAUCCCGGUUUGGGAUCAAAACUGGUUACAUGAUAGUUCCGUGGUUACUAAUCUGUGGCCCGAUAAUCUGAUGGUGGAAAAUCUUAAAGUUUCAGAUCUUAUUAACCCGAAAGGUAAACAUUGGAAGUUGAAUUUGAUUUAUCUGUUAGUAGGUGGUGAAGUAACGCAAAACAUUAUCAACACUCCAUUAUUCGAAGCGGUUCACGAGGAUAAAAUGGUUUGGAAUCUUGAAAAGAACGGUAUUUUUUCUGUGCGUAGUGCCUAUCGUUACUGUGUCAACGAAGCCAUAAACACCUCUCAUCUGGCGUUUAUGUAG